Messenger RNA from Physcomitrium patens, 3914 nucleotides. The record is from RefSeq and is a predicted model, not a curated record. NCBI's taxonomy places the organism in Eukaryota, Viridiplantae, Streptophyta, Bryopsida, Funariales, Funariaceae.
CGACUCUAGCGUGUCGACAGCUCCAUGGAAACAGCCCCCUAGCGAAUCUUGGAAGAGCUAGAAUUCUUACUCCUCGGAAGCAUUGGAACCAACACGACUAUGCUGGAAUGAAUCAAUAAUCCAUUUGCAAGGCUCUGUGAUUGCUGCGAUCCUAGCCUGGUGUCGCCCUCGGUGUCAGUGUUGUCAGAAUCUCCACUCUAAAUCCAUUCUCUUAGCGCCUCCAUCUCCUCGGUUGCAGUAUUCCCGGAAGAACGGACAGACUUGAGAUUGUUAGAGUCACUGGCAGCAGGAGGGGAAGGUUUCUCAAUGCCGAGAAGAAGCCGGGCUCUAUGGCCAUGUGCGUGAGGGCUCGCACUUAAAGAACUAAAAGACACCGAUACAGCAAACGCGAGCGGCUGGGACGGCUUCCGGCCACUGGCAGGUGGGAGAUCGCUUCCUGCGGCGACGGAAGAGCGAGGGGAAGGUUUCUGGAAAAUAAGAAGAGACCGCAUGCGCUGCGCAUUGUUUACACCUUUGUUGCAAGCUUCAUACCUCUGGGGCUCCCGCGCAGAUCCAGCACCGCCACCUGGGACUAAAGGUUGGGCGGGGCAUGGCUCCAUAGCCUAGCGCGACAGCUUCGCAGCUUUGGGCGCUAGGCUGCAUCCCUGCUGUCGCUCUGUCAUCAUCCCUUGGUAUUUUUCGAUUUCAAUCCCCCCUUCUGGCCUCCUCAUUCUUUCCUGCGAUAUGGAGUUCUGAUUCAGCGGUUGGAUGUCGAAGACCCCCCCCCCCCCCCCAGUGAAGAAGAGCAAGCGAGUCGCCUUAUGUAUCCUCCCUCUCUCCUCCCCUCGAGGUGGCUCCGCUAGUUCGACUUGCAAGGAAGACGGGCAUUGUGUUGAUCGGAGGCAGCGUCGAGCAUUUCUGAUCUGGUGGCGGUUGCGACCCACUGAAGGGAGAGGGUGGUGGCAUUCUGGCGUUGGCUAUUCUCUCAGCAUCCAACGUCGACUAAUCGGUCUAAGUGAAGUCAGGCAAUCGAGCCUCGCCUUCUAAACGAUUUCGGAGAGUUGCAGCCCACAUCCCCCUACGCAAUGGAGAGAAGCACAGGGUUGCAUUAGAAAUGAAGUUUUAUGGUGCUUUCGAAGCUGCAGGUUGCAGAGCAAGUUGCGUCAGAGUUUUGGUGUCGAUGUGAUUGUGAGGUGUUCGUGAGCACCUUUCAUCAUGGGUGCAGGAAAGGGUUCUGGAAGGGGCAGCCUGGAAAACCUGAAAAGAGCUGGGCGGACUCUGUUCUUCAUUGUUAACAUGUUGGGGUCACUAUUUUUGUCGUCCGGUCCUCUCCUUCUCUGCAUCGCAGACAUCUUCACCGUCGUCUCCGCUUUUACUUGCUGCAAAUUGUGUUUCUCUUUCAGAGCUGAUUGGGCAACAUACAGCUUUCGGGGGUCCCUCGUCGAUAUCCCUCUACUAUCGUUGGGGCGCUCUCUUGCUGCUCUUUGCGCCUAUACCGUCUGUGGUGCACCGAACCUCUGCCAUGGUCCAUACCUGGGCAUCACCGUAAUUUCUGGGAUUUGUUCCACAAUUUUUCUCUCUGUGAAGGCUUCUAUGCUCGAUCACUUCGUAGCUUCCACGGCGUCACCUGUUUCACUCAGCGAAAGGAGGCACAGGACCACAUUGCCAUUGCUCUUUACCUCGUCUGCUGUUUUCGCAUUGCUGCACAUUAUUGUAGCUUACAGGGCUCGAUGCCAGAUCCGGCGCAAGAUCUGCUUUGAUAGACCAAACGUAGAAUCUCCAAGGAGAUUAAUGUCCAUGGGCUGCCUGUAUCAGCAUAUUCCUCGAGUUUCUUCGCCGACAAUUUCCAGGUUGAACGAUUUAGAGAGAAAUAUGAUGAUGAAUCCUCAACAGGAAGAUUACAAGGAUCUGGCUGCUCACCUGCUUGCAGAUCAUGAUAGCCUGUUCAUGAAUCUGAAAGGGCUUCGCGUACACUACAAGUCUGUGGAAGGCAAAGUGCCUGCUGAAGUGCCGUUAAAGAAUACUUUCGAAAGAUCCGAAUUGCCUUCAUACACACGGAGUUUGUCCGCGAAAAGUUCAGCAAGUUCUUCGGCAUGGGACCCCCAUAAGCGCCCUUAUAUUUCUGGAUCUGGACAUACUACUAUUUGGACACCACUUUUGAGAAGCUAUUCAGGCGAGAACUUCUCAGGAUAUGGCUCUCCAUCCUGGAGGAGUAGUUCCCCGGCGUUGAAUGGAUGGCCUGCCAUUAUGCAGCAUACCCAUCAAGGGUCUUUGCCGUCAAGGAAAGGACACACUCAAGAAAAAUCAUCAGGGGUGGUCUUUAUUCAUAGUUUUGGAGGUGGGGUAUUUUCAUGGAGAAAUGUCAUGGGCACUGUGGCUAGAGAGGUUGGUUGUAGGGUUGUUGCCUUCGAUCGACCUGGGUGGGGUUUGACAACUCGUCUUCAAAGAUAUGAAUGGGAGAAAAAAGGGUUACCAAAUCCUUACGAGUUGCAGUUCCAGGUUGAUUUGCUCCUUGCCUUCUGCCAAGAGCUAGGUUUGACCUCAGUCGUUCUUGUGGGCCACUCGGAUGGAGGCGCGCUUGCUCUUAUGGCUGCCGCCAAGGCUUUGAAAUCAAAAGAAUAUAUCCAGGUGGAAGUGAAAGGGGUGGUUCUAGUGGGUGUUAGUUUUGACAAGGAGGUCGUCUCAUCAACUGCCCGAGCGUUGUUGCAUACCCGCCUUGGUAGUCAUAUGUUGAGACCGCUCCUACGCUCAGAAAUUGCGCAGGUCACUAAUCGCCGCGCCUGGCAUGAUGCCUCAAAAUUGACCUCUGAGAUUUUGGAUCUUUACAAGGCGCCUCUUUGCGUUGAGAAUUGGGACAAGACCUUGUCCGAGGUUUACAAGGCCACCUCGGCUGCUACAGUAUUGCCCGUCUCGACUGCAGCUGAGUUGGUAGGAUCCAUAGCAAGCGUGCCUGCCUUGAUUGUGGCUGGGGUUCAGGAUAAGGUGGUACCCAUCAAGAAUGCCCGGUUCUUGACAUCACAGCUCCCUAACUCGAGACUUCUGGAAAUACAGAAUUGUGGGCAUUUACCGCACGAAGAAUGUCCGGGUGCUUUUCUAUCAGCUAUGAUUCCUUUCAUGUCUUGGCAUCUUGGUAGCAAUGCAGUUCAUUCGGAAUCGGGACGGGGGACUAAUUAACCUGAGUUUUUCACAUAGCGAGUGAACUUUGCGGUUUUGUAGCAAGUAGCCAGUCUAGCUGUCGAUUAUGUACAGAGCUUUUCGAAGAUGCCUUGUGGUCCAUAUAUUGGGUUGAGUAAUGUCUACCCCAUUCCACCAAAUGUCAGUCAGACGGGGGCGAGAUGCUGCAAGUGGUGUCCCAUCCUCACUACCAAAUUUCGGCAAUCCUCUCGGUAUUGGGAAAAGAGCUUUCAAGUCUCGCCGAGUGAGAAUGCAAGAUCUUGUAUUCUAGUGUAACUUAGCAGCAGCCAUUCAGCAAUGAAGAUAACUGGGCAUUGUAUCAGCAGACUCUUCCCCUACAUCUCUGUACAACGAUCUUGGUCUUCGCUGUAGAGAUAGGCUCUUCACCAGAGUGUGCUCUUCUUUCCACUCUCUUCUAAGAGUGCUCUAGAAACAUAAAAUCACCUGGUUCAUUAGUGUUCUCCAGGUCUGUUUCAAAACUUGCGAUCAGUUAUUUUUUGUGAUCAGAACCACGAUAUUCUCCAUGAUGACGUACAGAAAAGGAUAUAAAAAGUUCAUGUAGAGUUCUUGAGAGAUAUUUGAGUAAGGUGGAAAACCAGCAGGUAGAAGUAUUAAUAUGUGGAUGUGACGAUAAGUGAAUAUGAAAAUCUGAUAGGAACAGGCUUAUCAAUGUCAUCAUAAGGAAGCACAGAUGGAGAAUUGAUCUACAUUGAGGAAAAGCAUAUUCAAUAUUCCACUUCAACAUUUAAUGAUUCAAAGCA